Molecule: messenger RNA, 3945 nt
Organism: Parastagonospora nodorum SN15
Lineage: Eukaryota; Fungi; Ascomycota; Dothideomycetes; Pleosporales; Phaeosphaeriaceae
Exons: 3
Coding region: 1-3945 (1314 amino acids)
Molecular function (GO): FAD binding; 2 iron, 2 sulfur cluster binding; iron ion binding
Source: RefSeq, a predicted model, not a curated record
AUGGCUCCAGGUCUCGUCGUGCCCGAACCUGCUGUCCCUGCCUCCGCCACACGCUCACUCGCCGACAUUACAGCUUCCUACGACGACACGCUACGCUUCUACCUCAAUGGCACAAAAGUCACGCUCGACGCUGCGGACCCGGAAGUCACGCUGCUCGAGUAUCUAAGGGGCAUUGGGCUCACGGGCACGAAGUUGGGAUGCGCGGAGGGAGGCUGCGGAGCCUGUACUGUCGUCGUGUCGCAGCUGAAUCCCACCACGAAGAAGAUCUAUCACGCAUCUGUGAACGCAUGUCUAGCGCCGCUGGUCAGUGUGGAUGGCAAGCAUGUCAUCACGGUAGAAGGGAUUGGGAAUGUCAAGAAGCCGCAUCCAGCGCAGGAGAGGAUUGCGGAAGGGGAAUGGGAGUCAGUGUGGGUUUUGCACGCCGGUGUGAAGAGUGGGUGUGGCAAAGCGUCGGCAAAUGGCGGGAGUGGAUGCUGCAUGGAGAAGAAGGGCGCAAAUGGAGAUGGGUGUUGUAAGAGUGAUGGCGCAGACGAUCAGCCCAUCAAGCGGUUUACUCCUCCUGGCUUCAUCGAAUAUAACCCAGAUACCGAGCUCAUCUUCCCGCCACAAUUACGGAAACAUGAAUUCAAGCCUCUCGCGUUUGGCAAUAAAAGGAAGAAGUGGUUUAGGCCGAUGACGGUGGAGCAGUUGCUGGAGAUCAAGAGCGCGUAUCCGUCUGCGAAACUCAUUGGAGGUUCGACGGAGACGCAGAUUGAGAUCAAGUUCAAGGGCAUGAACUACAACGCGUCGGUCUUCGUGGGUGACAUCGCGGAACUAAGGCAAUUCACGUUCCAUGAGGAUCAUCUGGAGAUUGGUGGAAACGUGGUGUUGACGGAUCUCGAGCAAAUUUGUGAAGAUGCAGUCAAGCACUACGGCAGAAUCAGGGGUCAGCCGUUUGCCAUGAUCCUAAAGCAAAUUCGGUACUUCGCUGGAAGGCAGAUUAGGAAUGUUGGCACGCCGGCUGGUAAUCUGGCGACGGCGAGUCCGAUUUCAGAUCUUAAUCCGGUGUUUGUGGCGACGAAUAGUACGCUGUUGGCGAAGAGCUUGAAAGAGACGACGGAGAUUCCUAUGGCGACUUUCUUCAAGGGAUACAGACAAACAGCUCUGCCUCCUGAUGCGAUUAUUGCCGGAUUGAGGAUACCAGUUGCAAGAGAAAAGGGCGAGUUCAUCCGCGCGUACAAGCAGUCUAAGCGCAAGGACGACGACAUUGCCAUUGUGAACGCUGCGCUCCGCAUCUCCCUAGACGAUGCACACACCGUCGAGAGCGUCGACCUAGUCUAUGGCGGCAUGGCCCCAACCACCAUCGGCGCGAAGAAAGCCAUGGCCUUCCUCAAAGGCAAGAAGUUCACAGACCUUCAAACCCUCGAAGGCGUCAUGGACAAGCUCGAAGAAGACUUUGACCUCCGCUUUGGCGUACCCGGCGGCAUGGCGACAUACCGCAAAUCCCUGGCGCUCAGCUUCUUCUACAAGUUCUACCACGAAGUGCUCGCGGAACUACACGCAGAAGAAGUGGAGAUUGACACGCAGGCGAUCGGCGAGAUCGAGCGCGAUAUCAGCAAGGGCGAGAAAGAUGGCAAGGCGGCUGAGGCGUAUAAGCAGAAAGAGGUGGGACAAAGUAAGAAUCACGUCGCCGCGAUGAAGCAGUGUACUGGCGAGGCGCAGUAUACGGACGACAUCCCGCUGCAGAGGAACGAGCUCUAUGGAUGCUUGGUGCUGUCGACAAAAGCGCAUGCGAAGAUUCUCAGGGUGGAUGCGGAACCAGCGCUCAACGAGCCUGGCGUAGUAUCCUAUGUCGACCACAACGACGUCGCGUCUCCCGAGGCAAAUUGGUGGGGCGCUCCAGCCUGCGACGAGACCUUCUUCGCCGUCGACGAAGUCUUCACCGUCGGCCAGCCGAUCGGCAUGGUACUGGCAGACACUGCGAAACACGCCGAGCAAGCCGCCCGCGCCGUCAAGAUCGAGUACGAAGAACUCCCGGCGAUAUUCACCAUCGAAGAGGCCAUCGAGCACGAGAGCUAUUUCCAGCACUUCCGUCACAUCCAGAAGGGAGACACGGAGAAGGCGUUCGCCGAGGCGGAUCAUGUCUUCACUGGUACCGCGCGCAUGGGCGGCCAGGAGCAUUUCUACCUCGAGACGAAUGCGUGUUUGGCGGUUCCUAAGCCGGAAGAUGGCGAAAUGGAGAUCUUCAGCAGUACGCAGAAUCCGGCUGAGACGCAGGCUUAUGUCGCCAAGGUGGUGGGUGUUGCGGCUAACAAGAUCGUCACCCGCGUGAAGCGUAUGGGUGGAGGUUUUGGUGGUAAGGAGACGCGUUCGAUUCAGCUUGCUGGUAUUGUAGCGUGCGCGGCGAAUAAGGUCCGUCGACCUGUUCGAUGCAUGUUGAAUCGGGAUGAGGAUAUUGCUACUUCUGGUCAACGCCAUCCUUUCCUGGCUCGCUGGAAGGUUGCUGUCAACAAGGACGGCAAAAUCCAAGCCCUCGAUGCUGAUGUCUUUUGCAACGGUGGGUGGUCACAGGACCUCUCCGGUGCGGUCGUCGAGCGCUCGCUUUCGCACAUUGACGGUGUCUACUCUAUCCCCAACAUCCAUGUCCGUGGCCGUGUUGCAAAGACCAACACCGUCUCCAACACUGCUUUCCGCGGCUUUGGCGGUCCUCAAGGCUUGUUCAUCGCAGAGACGUACAUCGAAGAGAUCGCAGACCAGCUCAACAUCCCCGCUGAGAGAAUGCGAGAAAUCAACAUGUACAGCCCCGAGACCAACAUGAUCACGCACUUCAACCAAGAACUCAAGGACUGGUACGUCCCACUCAUGUACAAGCAAGUCCAAUCCGAAUCCGCCUACUCCGAGCGCCGCGCCGCCAUCACAGAGUGGAACAAAAUCCACAAAUGGAACAAGCGCGGCCUCGCUAUUGUGCCCACCAAAUUCGGCAUCUCCUUCACCGCCCUCUUCCUCAAUCAAGCCGGCGCCCUCGUCCACAUCUACCACGAUGGCUCCGUCCUUGUCGCCCACGGCGGCACGGAAAUGGGACAGGGCCUGCACACCAAGAUGACGCAAAUCGCCGCUGAGGCCCUCAACGUACCCUUAUCCAACGUGUUUAUUUCCGAAACCGCUACUAAUACUGUGGCGAAUGCGUCGUCCACCGCUGCGUCCGCUAGUUCUGACCUCAACGGCUACGCCAUCUGGAACGCGUGCGAACAGCUCAACUCGCGCCUCGCACCGUACCGCGAGAAACUCGGCAAAGACGCGAGCAUGAAGGACAUUGCACACAUGGCCUACUUCGACCGCUGCAAUCUCUCUGCCCAAGGCUUCUACAAGACACCUGACAUCGGCUACGUCUGGGGCGCCAACACUGGCCAGAUGUUCUUCUACUUCACGCAAGGCGUGGCCGCCGCCGAGGUCGAAAUCGACACGCUGACCGGCGACUUCACCGUGCGCCGCGCGGAUAUCAAAAUGGAUGUGGGGCGCAGUAUUAAUCCCGCGAUUGACUACGGCCAGAUUGAAGGCGCGUUUGUCCAGGGCCAGGGACUCUUUACGACUGAGGAGAUGCUGUGGCAUCGCGGCAGUGGAGGCAUCUUCACCAAAGGACCAGGGAAUUAUAAAAUUCCUGGGUUCAGGGAUAUUCCGCAGAUCUUUAAUGUGAGUCUGUUGAAGGAUGUCGAGUGGGAGAAUUUGAGGACGAUUCAGAGAAGUAGGGGUGUUGGCGAACCGCCCUUAUUCAUGGGCAGCUGUGUCUUCUUCGCGAUCCGCGACGCGCUCAAGGCGGCGCGAGCGCAGUUUGGAGAAAACAGCGUGCUGCAUUUGCAGAGUCCGGCGACGCCUGAGAGGAUCAGGAUUAGUUGUGCGGAUCCGAUUCUUAAGAGAGCGUGGGUGGAGCCGCAGGAGGGGGAGAAGAGCUUCUUCGUUAGCAUUUGA